Bipolaris maydis ATCC 48331 is the source of this 667-nucleotide messenger RNA. RefSeq lists its product as uncharacterized. The record is from RefSeq and is a predicted model, not a curated record. NCBI's taxonomy places the organism in Eukaryota, Fungi, Ascomycota, Dothideomycetes, Pleosporales, Pleosporaceae.
GUCACGUUGGAUAUUAACAACACCGGAUUAUCGAGAGAACCUCUUAAAUUCUUUCUUCCUGGCUGUUACCCGGUUCCUACUAUUCCAAACUCACCUAAACUUGGAAAGAUGGGAGGUCUCUUGUUCCCUGUAGUAUGCGCCGCUCCGCUACCCAAAGAGGUCAUGGAUCGCUUCAUUGAGGAUAACGGCGUCGAUGCGGACAAUUGGAGACUUGUUUUCGUGGACAGCAUUGACGACUAUUACGACAAGGCAUCAGAGGCACCAAUGGAGCACGGAAGCAACCCAAACUCUCCAUUUAUCGGAAAGACGCCUCAAGAAUGUCACCAACUGCUCUUGAAGCUUCGCGAGGACACGGGGUCGAAAAUCAUGACCGACGUUUUUGCCAUUAUGGACGAGAGGUCAACACAAGACGACACUGUACUACUCGUAUGUGCAGAGAGGGAUCUUGACGGCGAGCACCAAGUCUUGGCUAUGCCGACUGUCCGUGCUACCUUCCAGGCUUCAGGUAGCGCGCUAAUUUUAUAUGAAACGGGGCACAGCAGCGUAGACGAGGAUGCCGAACGUGCUGCAAGCGAAGAAGACAAUGUCUAUCGCGGACAGUGGUCCACUAUCACAUAGUUUUUCCUGAGACAAUGAAAAUUAGUAAUAAUGAGGAGAUCAUCUUCGU